Molecule: messenger RNA, 15085 nt
Organism: Lymnaea stagnalis (great pond snail)
Lineage: Eukaryota; Metazoa; Mollusca; Gastropoda; Lymnaeidae
Source: the annotation of a GenBank genome assembly
ACUUGAUUUCAAGGCCAUCUAAUUAGGAUAUGGCUGAAGUGGUAAGUUUUUCUUUACACUUACAUUUACUUAUAAGCUUAAUAAUUAUUUUUUGUGUGAAAAGCAUGUGUUUUUAUUUCUAGAAAUGGGCACUAUUAUAUUUAAAUGUUAAGACAAAAUAUUGUAUAUUCUUUAUCUGAAAUACACAUUCUUCUCUCAUAAAUCCAAGAUAAACUGCCGCACUUAAUAGAUUAAAAAUUUUAAUUGGAUAUUUUCAACUGUGUCCAUAUAUUUUGGCCUGUUUUUAAAUUAUGUGCUUUUUUAAGCGAGUUUGUGGCACUUUAACUUUAUAAAAAACUUCUAACAAUGUGCUUAUAUAGUUUUGCAGUGGUUGUCAUACUUAAUUAGCAUCUCAGCCUUGUUUGACUCUAUAUAUUCUUUGUCAGGUCUUUUCUCAAAAUUGCUUUGAUCUUCUACCUUUCUUGCUACAUUUAAGAAAAUAAUAAUACUCUUUUAACUCGCAUAACUCAUUCAGAUUUCAAGGAACAGAACUACCCCCCGAAUGCAUGCUAAAAAGUCUGGAAGAAGAACUCCUCGGCGACCAGGUACAACUGAUAUAAAUUGCCACUAAUUAAGUCAUUUAAAUUUGUAUCAUUAUAAAAUAUCAGUUUGUUUCUUGGUGUAAGAUUUUGUGUAGCUAACAGCAUCAAUACAUUUUUGAUUGAAGCGUCUCAUCCACAAUUAUUUUCUUGCUCAAGAGCUGUAGUCAUAUUGCAUAAGUUUAAAAUGUUACACCACUUUUUUCAAAUAAAAAUGCCAUUUCUGAAAUGAAAAAAAAAGUAAAAAAUUCAUUAAUAUAUAUUUAUUUAGACAUCAGUAAACCAUCAAAAAUAGUAUAUAACAGCAUGUGACAACAAAUUUGUAUGAUUAAAUCGUUAUAGUAUCACAAUGUAACAAACUACAUGUAUAUUGUGAACUUCUAUUAGCACCUCUUAUGUCAAAGAUGUGGUCUUUAGUAGAAACAUGAACAAAAUAUUUCCUUUUUUGUUUGAGAAUAGGCAUUAUUUUGAAACUGAUGCAUUUUCCCCAGUUUGACCAUUAUUCAUUAUUACCUUGAUAUUCAUCUCCCCACACAUUUAAAGUAAACUAUGUAAAAAAAAAAUUGAUAAUAUGAAAACUUUCAUCUGAUCAUUAGUGACUCCAGGAAAACUAAAAACUGGAAAAGAUCUCUGGAUGGUAGCAUUAAAAAAAAGACAAACUUGUAAGUUAUAUUUGUAAUGCAUUUAUGUGUGUUUUAUCAUAAAUUAUGCAAAAUAAUUUAAGUUCUUGGAUUUUUGCUUUACAGAAAUUAGUAUAAUAAGUGUGAUAAAAGAAUGACUUCAGAUUGAUUGUUAAAUUAUCUUUUAUAAGUAUUUUUUUUAAGGAAUCAAGAAUUUUCAUGUUUCAGUAACUUUAUCAAAUGGCUAUCGACCGACAAGUCCCCGGCAUAGAACACCAACAGAGUUUUUUAUUGACACAUUACGCAAGACUGGAGUAGGUAGGUAGCCAAUUGUUAAUAAAAUUAUGCAAUUUUUUUACACUGUUAUUUAAAUUGUAUUUUCUAAACUGUAGAGCAUAUAUAUAUAUCAAUGUAGAUCACGAUGUAAAAAAUUGAACAAAUAAUAAAUGAAUCAGGACCAAAAAUUAAAUGCAUCCCCUACAAAGAAGAAUAACUGAUUAGUACCUUAACACUGUAGUGCACAACUUUUCGAUGGGUGCGACCCAACUGAACAAAUAGUUAAUCAUGGAGACCCACCUUCUCACCUUGUAAAAAUAAAAUAAGGUUGUGUGCAGUACAAGUACAAGUUUGGUAAACUUAUUAAAUUUAUUUAUAAAAAUGUUUGUUUUCUUUUUAUAUUUAAAAAAUACAUAACUUUCAACUAUCUCAAUGAUAAUACAGCUAAUUUGUCAAGAGAGUACAAUUUUAAUUAUUUUUUACCUAAACAAACAAAACUCAGUUUCAAAAGUCAUGCUAUUACCAAAAAAAAAUAAUAAGAUUAUAUUGCUACAUUUUUUGCCUCUAUUUCUGAUGUACAGGUCAUAUUUUUGUGUAAAAACUGCUAUGGGGAAAUUUAUUUACUUCCAGGGCUCAGCACAGAGACAAACAAGAACCAAUCCUUAACUGGACUGCCACGGGGGAACACACAAGCAUAUCCAUAUCUUAGUACGUCUCAUUAUAUGAGACAGGUGAUGGGGGUUGAAAACAGUGCUCGCACAGAAAAUGGGACUUUAGGUAAGGAGUGCUUUGUAAUUUUGGUACUACGAUUGGACACAUGAAAGAAAGAGAAAUAUUAGAGAAAUCAUAUCAUAGCUGAUAGGUAGAUAACAAAUAAAUGAUACAUUCAUUCACUAGUAUUAAAAUUAGUUGUUUUUUCAUUAGAAAAUUUUUAUUACACUAAACCCAAGAAAGAUUUCAAAAAAUGGUUUUCAAUAAUUUCUUUGUUCAGUUCGGCAAAAUUUUGGUACUCCAGCUUAUAAAACACAAGAAGAAUACUAUGAUGAAGUUUUGUCUUUGAGGAAGGUAAAUAUAGUUUUCCAUUUGUUUUAAUUUUACAAAGUAUUAUAUUGUUAAGAGCUAUCUACAAUUGGUCAGGUCUAGAUUGCUAAUUUAUUUGUUUGUUACUUCAUCUUCUCCAGCAAAUAGCUGCAUUAAGCCUGGAAACUGCCACAAAUAAGACAAAAAUAAGAAGGUUAGAGGAGGAUAAUGUUAAAAAGGUAAUCAAACUCUAAAAUGUUUUACAAGUGAAGAAAAUGUUUUGGAUGUGGACUUAUAAUAUAUAUUUUAUUUAAAUUGAUGUUUUCACUAAUUAAAAAAUAAAAAGCAAUUCUCUGAAACACAUGACACAUUGUGUUUUAUUUGGGUCAUGUUUAAUUUUAAUGCAAGUUUAAUGUCUUGGAUGAUAAGCGCCAUUUUUACAGGAAAUUAAGCUUUGUGGCUUAUUUUUGAAUAUCUCAAAAGUGCAUCAAAGAAAUAAAGCAUUUUUUGUUAAUUUCGCCAUAGUAAAAUAACAUACCUGUUUACUCUUAAGAUUUUGGCGUUCAAUGUACGAUUUUGAGAUGUAUACAUUAUAUAUACUGUAUGUUUACUUUUUUACUAUUAAGAUGAUAUAUUGAACUAUUUAGUGAUGAUAUUGUCCUUCCCGGGGCUCCGGUUGACAAGUCUGUGGUGACUUGUCGAUUAGGAGGCGUUGGCCACCCACCCCCUCGACGUUAACCGAGGAACACAACCGCUGGGCGCAUCCUGCGUGGGCAGACAAGGGGCAUGCUCAGUACGUGCCGUAAAUAAAACAGCACCUAAAGGGCUGUCAGUUGUGAUGCUUCACAAUUGGAAGAAAGGCAGAGAUAGGGUAGGGAUAAUGAUUGCAAGUUGCCGUUUAUUGAUGAGAGGCGAAGGUGGUAACCUCUGGCCGAUGAUUCUUACUAUGCAGCCCUGAGAAGCUGUUCCAAGGCAACCGUUUCAACCCAGCUACUUCGCAAAUUAGUUGUGUUGUGGAAACCCACUGUAGAAUCCCUCUUACAGGGUGUCCAACGCUUCCCCGGGAUGGGUGGGGGAAGAUUUUAGGGCGUAAAUUUACCAUCCUAACUCCUGAGAAAGUCGAUCGUGUGCACUGUGGGCAAACACAGUGUCGGACCAACCGGGUGUCUUUUGGUUGGGGCGGCCUUCAGCAGAACCCGGUCGAGCGGACUCGGGUGGGGGCUGUCCUGGCAAAAGGACAUCUCCAACCGGGCUUAGGGGGGGUGCUUUGGGGAGGGCACCAUUUCUUAAUGUGACAUUUCAGUGAUUAUAUUGUACGAUUUUAAGAGUUUGAGGGUAAACAUGUCUGAAAUAAGUGUUUCUUUUUUUUUCCUGUCCUCAAAUUAGGAAAAGGAAAUUGAAGGUUUGCUUAAUCCUGGUAAGGUGAGGACUUUUAAACUGUAUAGAAGCCUUUCAAUUAAACAAAGAUUCUUGUUCAACAUUUUUUUUAUUCCUUUACAUUUUCCAUGAAAUGGAGUUCAUAGUUUUAUUUCCAUUUUAAGCUUACAUUUUCCUUAAAGUUGUGUCAGCAGUUAUCACGGGAAUUAUUAUUUUAUAAUUAAUGUAAUGUUGCAAUUAUUACUCAUGUAUCUAGAAUGGUGAACUGCGUAGAACCAUUGGGGACAGGCAAGCAGACUCUGGUGCUGUUGUUCACAGCUACAAGCAGAAAAUACUGAAAUUAGAAACACAGUUAAAAGACAAAGAGGCAGCAUUUAGGUACCGGUAGCUAAAGAAUAUGGGUUAUGGUUCUUGCAUUGGGCUUCCAUUUUUUUUAUCUUGUUGCCUUUCAAAUUUAAUGAUGGUCAAUGUUUUCUUUGUGAUAUUUUAAGAUUUCUUUAGUUACAUUAUAGUUUUAUUGAUACACAUUUUCUUAUUCUUUUUGUGAUAUAUUUUUUUUUAGACACAUUAGUGAUGUGGAACUUUUAUCCUAAUUCAAAUCAUAACAUUAAAGCAGGAAGCAAAAAUAUACUUAAUAUUAUUGUUAAUAUUAUUGUGAGAAAAUUAUGAUUAUAGGUCAGGAGUAGCUCUAUAAUUUUUCUCUCAGCUUUAUAAAACUACUUUUUUUAAAAUGGUUUAUUUGUACUUGAAUGUUUGAUGUCUGUUGUUGAAAGAUAUAUCAUGUCUCCAUUUCCCCCCACACAGCAAACUUCAGUCAGAUCUGAAAACAACAAAGCUAGACGAGAUGAGAGUUCAGCUUGAAGCUGUUUAUUCUGAGCUGCUAAGACUUCAGAUGUCAAAGGAUUCAGUGGCUGAUAAAUCAAGGUAAAAAUUAACAAUUCAGUUGUAUUGCUGACAGAAUUGACCUGUUUCAUUAUUGAGUACCAGAAAGUCUAGCAAAGACACAAACAUAAAUAUUUGUGAAAAUUUUUAUCCCAAUUAUAUUGUUUACUUUUCCUUGUAUGUUUUUCUUUUCUGUUUCUAGUAGUUCUGGUCGAGAGAACACCGCCAAGGUCAAGGCCUUAAGUGAAACUGUCAUCCGUCUUAGCAAAUCCAAUGAGCAGCUGCAAGCGGAUAACAAAGCUCUGAAAGAUGAUCUCAACAGAAUCAUGGAAAAUGCAGAUUCCAAUGUGGAUGUUAAAAGUUUGUGGUUUAAUCUCAUGAUUUUUUGUUUAUACAAAAUGAAUGACUUGAUUGAAUUUAGCUCUGGUGGUUAAGUGCAAAUUUAAAAGUUUUGUUAAUUAAAUGUUAAAAUAAGUCUUGCAAUUCAAAAUUUAUAGUUGAUCUAUGCAAAACAAAAAAAAAAGGAAUUUAACAUAUAUUUUGUCCAAGAUACUUGUGAUAAUAUAAUGGCAUUUUACCACUUGUCAUAACAGAAGAAUACACAGAGAUGAACCGGAAUGAACUACUGAAGGCUAUAAAAACAAUGGAAAAGGUAAAAUAAAUUCUUAAUGUGGUUAAAACAAAGUCCUGGACCUUUCUUUUGGCCGUUUCUUGAUAUAAGUUGAAGACUUGUUUGAAAAUUAUCAUCAGAAUAAUUGUCAGAAAUAUAUAAAGAAAAUAACUCAAUUAAUGUUUGAAUUUUUUCCCCAUCUUUUUUUUAGUAUUGUACUUAAAAUAGAUUCAUAUCUGUUCAUCAGGUGUACUUCUCAGGGGCUACUCUAACGCUUAAGAAAACCCCUAAUCACCAUUAACUAAUAAGACAAAAUGUAGGCCUAAGGGGCCCGUCCAUUCACAUUGAUUGUAGAAAGUGCUCAGUAAGUCAAAAAGGUUGGGUACCACUGGUUUAAUGUAUAAGAACUUAGCAAAUCAUAAAGUUGAGUUGUUGUGGGUGCCUGUAUAUUCAUCCCACCACUAAAGUUGACAGAUGCCGCAAGGUAUGAGUCCUGCUGGAGGUUCAUGUUGUGUAUAUCAGAGUGUCCUUAAAACAUCCAAUCCACAGCCAGCGUGGUCUUCCUCUGGCCCUGAAGCUGGAUUGCCUGCUAUUGACCAGGUGGCCACACCAAUUAAUUUGUUGCUGGGUCAUGUGUUGGCUGAAUGGGUUGGCACCAAACUUAUUUCCUGGUUCCUAAUAUGGCCCAUUCUUGUUUUACCAGCUGUCUGCCUCAAACAUCUUAAAGUAAUCAGCAUCAUAAAAUAUACAUGGUUAUGGAAACCACAACUUUUAAUUCUACAGAAACUUGAGCAAGCUGAACAAGGAAUGUAUGAUAAUGAGGACAUGUCAGCAAGGUCAUAUGAUACUCCUAGAAAAACUCAAGGCUAGUAAUCUCUUAGUUCUGCAUUGUUUACAUUUGGCUGGAAUUUAUUUUUCUUUGAAUAGGACUGGUUUGUUAACAAAAGCAGUUGAUUUGUUAAAGCUCUGAAAUAUACACAUAACUUCAGCUAGAAUUAAUUCUGAUAAGAAUGAGAAUUUGUUUAAAUAAAUAAACUCAAUCUACUAACCUGACAUAACUUUAAAAAUGAAGUACACUGGUUUAUAUAUGCCUUAAUUUACAUUUUGAAUUAGACCCAAAGUACUGACUAAUCAGCAAUUUAAUGACAGUUUAAACAAAAAGAUGUAUAAGUGCUUGUGAAUAUUUUCUCAUUAUUAUAAAGGUAAAAUUGAACUCCGGGGUAGUUUGGAAGACAGGCUUCAACAGCUUGAUCAAAGAGAGACGCAACUCUUGCAAGAGGUAGACAGGUUGAGGGCAAUGUUGAAGAAAAGCAGGGAGGAAAGGAAGAGAAAGGAAGAGUAAGAUUUCUAAUAUUUCUGAUCAAAUAUGAUAAAAAGAAUAAUUUAUAUAUAACUGUGUAUUUCAAAUGGGGCCACCCUUAAAUAAAUAAUUUAUCCUUGCAGCACCCCUUCUAAAUUUUGAUUUUAGUACAUAUUUAAGCCAUAAUGAGUGAAAAGAAGAAUUACAGCAGAUUCCUCUCAAUAUUGCCUUUAUAGACCUGAGGAAGCCAUGUAACAUUAUUGGCGUGAGCACACUCAACAGACAUCUGCGGAAUAUCAUCUCCUUCUCCCCUACUUGUUUUUGGUUUAAACUUGUCCCCACUGGGGAAUAAAUAAUUGAAAAAUUCUGAUUUGAUAAUGUAUUACAUUUUUAAAAAAUUACAUUUUUAAAUACCAACUUCUGAUACGGUACUUGUCUUGUGAUAAAAUGAUUAUAAUUUUGUUUGUAGGGCCUCAUCACUUCCACCUACACCACGGAGGAGAAAUAGGUAAAUAAAAAUAAAUGUGGACAAUCUGGAUUUAUUGUGAAUUUACCAAUGCAGCAUAAUGAAACAAAGAAGAACUUAAAUCCAAGAUUUUUGUUAAUUAAUUCUUCUUCUUUCUAAACCAAUUGCUUAUUUAAACACUUUUUUGUCUUGUACUUUUGAUCGUUAUUUCUUUGCAAUUUUUAUUUCUGAAUUGUUGAUAUUAAAUUUGUUAAAAAUGUCUUAUUUAACUUAGUUUACCAAAUUUUGUAAUUGUUCUCUUCAUAGCAUCAUCAGUAGUCAAGCAGUUGAUGAAGUUAAAACUGUGAGGCAGUUGAAAUCAGAGGCAGGGUCUCGGCCAGGCACAGGUGUCAGAUCAGAUACUGGGUCUCGACCAAGUACUGCUGUAAGAGUAGGUGGGUCUCGGCCUGGCACUGCAAGGUCAGAUACUGGUUCAAGGCCUGGAAGUGCACUGUCCAGGGAAGGCAAAGUCGAAAGUUUCAAACAAAAACAUGCAGCUACGAGUAUACAGAGGCGAUGGAGACAACGACAGCAGAUCAAGACAAAUAGCGAGGUAAAGUUAUUUUAAGCUUUUGGAUAUUUUGAUAUGGCUAUUUUAUAACUCAUGGCAGAUGGGGAAAAGUGUGUGUUCAUUCAUAUAGUACGCAUGCACUCACAAAAUACAUAUGUUGGGUGGGAGGGAUGUCAUCAGAAUAAAUAUGUACAUAUAAAAUAUUUCUAGUUCUCUCUCCGUUGAUGAAGAGAUAAAUAUCAGGAUUGCAAAAGCAACAGCAACUAUGGCUAAACUGAAUAAGGGGGUGUGGAACAAUAUCAAUCAACCGAUAAAACAAAAAUAAGUGUCUAUCAGGCAUGUGUGCUUAGUAUGCUCCUAUAUGGAAGUGAAGUGAGGACCACAUAUACCAGGCGGGAGCGGAAACUCAAAAGCUUUCACCAAAGAUGACUGCGUCACAUUUUACGCAUUCAAUGGCAGGACAAGGUGCCUAACACGAAGGUUUUGGAACAUGCACACAUGUUUAGCGUAUUCUCCUUUUUUAGAAAGAGGCGCCUUCGCUGGUUAGGCCACAUAAGGAGAAUGGAGGAAGGCCGUAUCUCAAAGAUGCUGCUGUAUGGAGAGUUGGCAGAAGGGACAAGACUUAUUGGAUGGCCACGCCUGAUAUUUUUGGACGUUUGCAAAAGAGCAUGAGGGAAGCCAAUAUUGAAAACAACGAAUGGGAGCACAUUGGCGAAUAACGUUCCAUCUGGCGAACAGCAGUGUAUGAAGGAGUAAAACGGGCAGAAGAUACGUUAAACGAGGCCCUUGAAACAAAAGAACAAUACGGAAGUCAAAAUCUUAACAGGAAUCAAUAUUCUCCUGCGAGAAAUGCAGUUGAGAUUGUCAUUCUAGCAUUGAUCUAGUGAGCCACUCGUCGAAGUGUAGGACUACGUAGCUACUUCACCGUCUCGCGAAGACGGAAGGAUGCCAUCUAUCUACCAGUAUGCACAAAUUCUGCAAUAAUAAAAGUCUGAAGUUUUACAGUCCAUAAAUGGCCUAUUUAUAUAUCCAAUAAAGCUGUCACCCAAUAAAUCUUUGUAAUCCAUCAUUCUUUUUAUUUUCAUUGGCUAUAAAAAAUUCACUGCCACAUAUGCAAUGAUUAGUCAUACUGUUGCUUUCAGUUUUGAAAAAGGAACUCGCUAGAUAUGACAACAGUUAUAUUUAACCUAUUGAAAACUUUAGACCCCAAUAUAUUUUUCAGUGCAUGUGAAGUAAUUUGCAACCUUAUUAUUUUGUUCUGCUGAAACAAAGAAAGGCUUAUUUCUAUAAAUGCAUUGAGUAUGUAUGGUCCAAAUAUGUAUGAGGGCAACAGGGGGAGCAGGGUUUGAUAAUUUCACUUUUUUGCUCACUUGAUUUGUGGUUGACCCUUUACCGACAUAAGGUGCUUGUGCUGGGAAAGGGGAAAAACACAAUAGCAGCUUUAACUUAAUGAUCAGGCUGGAAUCUUAACUCAUUGUUUAAGUAAACGUUUGAAGUAUCACUGCUUAUAAGUAAAAGUAAUCUUUUGAUAUGGUGAAGUAUGCUGUUUACUAACCUUGAGUGAUCACCAUGUUUUACUUGAUGAAACUAUUAGGUUAUCAGUAGGUGGGAAAAGUGAGGGAGCAUUUUAUGCUUUACCUUGUGCAUUUUGUCAUUCUCAGAGCUCUUUUCAAUCUAGAUGGUGAUGAUAUAAUUUUAAUGGUGCACUGGAGCACGAUUUUCUUAAAAUUGUGGCUUAUGACAUUGGCCAGUGUUCCCUGGUUUUCCAACCUAAUUUUAAACGUUUUACAGCAAUAUCAUAAUAAAUGGGGAAUGAGAUCAUAAUAUUGCCAUUUGCUACUGUAGCCUACUGUAGGAGUGUUUCAAAUGCUUCUUCAUUUAAAAACACAAAAAAACAAUAAAGACAAACUGACAAAAUAUCGAAAUUGAGAUGAGGUUAGUAUUAACAAGAACUCAACUUCAAAUCUUGAAGCUUGUUAGUGAGUCAAUAUUUCAAUUAUCACAUUAAAUAUUUAGUAAGUUAAAAUUACAUUGAAUUAUAUUAUACUGAAAAAAAAUAUUUUCUGUUCAAAUUCAUUGUAUUUUUCUUCUACUGGUACCCUAUUAUAAGCAUUUUUAAAAUGUAUAAGUGUCACAGGUCACUGUUCUUAUAUAAAGUGAGGUGAGGACUCAGAACCCCAGAUGACCCUUAAAAAUUGUAUUUUGCACCCUAGACUGUAUUACAUACCUCUCUCACUAGAACUGACCACUGGCCAUCACAAGUCUGUGCUUUUACCCUUAUUCAAUUAAGGCACCCUGGAGAUGACGAUAGUUGUUAGCAUUUGUAUUUUAUAUUCAGGUUGAAGCCUUUAGAGAAAAUCGUGCUGCAAAGAAGAUUCAACAUGGAUGGUUUGACUACAAAAAACGUCAUUAUGAUGAAGAAAUGGAUGAUGUAUGUACAAUGUAUUUUAUAAUGUAAAACAUUAAUUUUAAAGCUUUCAAUUUUUUCAUUGAAAACAUUGUAUAAAAAAUACAUUGAAAAGGUUUUAAAUAUUUCACGAGUUUAAAUUGUUACAGGCAUUAAUGUUGGUUGAUGAUGUCUACAUUUUAAAUUUAAAGUUUCAAAAGAAGAAUCAAAGCAUCAGUAUUUUGUAUAUUAUUUCUUAAAUUCUUUGCAGGCAGCCUUUCUUAUCCAAGGUACCCUCAAAGGACACCACAUAAGACAUCAGAAAAUAGGUCACCCUACUGAGAUGGAGGAUGAUGUAUAUUUAAUCCAAUCUAGCCUCAGAGGUCACAAGGUCAGGCAGCAGAAGUUGAGAACAAUGAGAAACAUGUAAGUUUAAAUUUAAUUACCUGUAUGUUGCAUGAUUUUACUCUGGUAAAAAAGCUAAAAAUUUGUUUUAAGGAUAGGGUAAAUGAGAUUUAUUGGCUUUGAUUUUUUCAAGUUAAAUAUUAAACUCUUUAAUGCAAUAUUCUUAUUAUUUGCCAGUUAUUUUAUCAAUUAAGCAAUAUUUAUGUGUAGGAGUAUGUAUGAAUUUAAAUUCUUUUAUUUUUGUGGGGUUGGUGCUGGGGGCAAAAACAAAUGAGUAAAAUAUGAAGGGGUAACCUGAAUAAAUCCAUCAUUGGGAUAACCAUUAUCUUCUCUCAGCAAACCUGGAUAUUCGAUUAUAUCUUGACUUUGAUCUUUCUUCACUACUGCUUGAUGUGACAGGCUAAUACUCAUACAAAUUUCCCUACUAUCACCAAUGUUUUCAUCAUUUCAUUAGGGAAGUGGAUGAAGAUGGUUACCUGAGUGGACGGAGACAAAGUUCUCCUUUACAGAGGCCACCCACAGCAACAAGACCAAUUUCAGGUGGAAGUCGCAGACCUUCAGAUAGUCGACCUUCAACCUCAAGCAGACGAGUUUCUGUUGGCUCAUUGCAACGACCUUCAUCAGCAUCUAUAGCUAAAGUAAAUACCUAACAGUAAUUAAAGCAUAAAAUUCAAAACACCUCACAAAUUUAUUAUUUUUAAAAAAAUGAUCUAAAUUUUGUGAGUUAAUGUUUUUGAAGAAAUAAAAUUUUAAGUAAUCUAAACUAUCUGAAGCAGUUUAUGGAUUUUAAUUAUACAAGAUGUCCAAAUGCAAAAAAUCAACAAAAGAUACAUUGGGGAUGAGAUUUUACUAACUCAAAAGCAAAACAAAAAAAUUGUGUGUGCUUAAAAGCCUUCUUGAGCAAACAAAGAAGUACAUUCAAGUAAAUAUUAUAAAAGACAUAAAUCUUGUGUAUAUGGAAAGGUGAUUUGUAGAGGUGAGAAACAUCUCAUUAAAUAGGAGAGAGUCUUGUUAUAAGAAGCCAACUUCUAGUUAUGAUUACACACUGGUGCUUAUUGUUGCAACAUAAGGUGGUGUAGUAUAACUGUCUCAUAUUGUUUAGGUGGAGAUGUUUUUUUAAAAUCAAAGACAUUUUUACAGCCACAAGUCACAGUGUGAUUUACACUGCAUUAGGAGAAAAAAAGGUUGGUGUAAGACCGAGUGGCAUUGGUGACCAGUUUAGGAACAUUUAGGAACACUCAUUUUAUUUAAAGAAACAGGAAUAUUGCCUGUCACUAAGCAUUACAGAGGAAUUCUACACAUAUACUGUACUAAUUGAAACAUUUUCAUAAGGAAAACAGGAUGAUUUUUAGAUUUGAAGGAUAUUAUGAAGUCCAUUAUUAAAUAAUAUGCAGUAUUUUAUCAAUUUUCAUGUAUUAUAAUACUACCAUCUCUUAUUAUUCUGUGUUCUUUGGGCCUUUUUCAUUUGUAGUAGUGUUAUGAUUAUUACUUAAUUAAAAAUUUUUUUAAUAAGCUGUAGAAAAAUAUUUGUAUAUAAUUAUAACAUAGAUUUUGAAAGCAGAAGAAGGCAUGUUGCCAAAAUGUUCAGCUUCUUUUAUGUCAUAAAUUAAUAUAGCUUCCACCGCUUUUAAAAUCUACUUAACUCAUUUAGCCUGUUAUCAGGAAUCUUCCCAUUGAAAAACAGAUUUUUGGGGGUUGUGGAGUGUUGCUGAAAAUUUGAUAGAGUGUAUUGUCAUCGGCAAACGAGUCUAAGGGCCAAAUUUCAAAAGAAAAGUUAAUAUAAAGGAUUAAAAAAAAUAUACUUACCCUAAUUAUGGAGAAGGAUAUAAAUAAUGAAACACUUUUUAUAAAAAAGGGGGAAGAUUCACAAAAUAGGGAAGAUUUAGCAAAUUGUCUACCUUAUUAAUAGUGAUAGUGUCACACAAAAUUAUGGAACUGAGUGCCAAACUCACAAUUAUUCAGCCAAGUUUCAUUAUUAAGCAAAAGCUGUUACUCUGAAUUGGCUAUGGGAAAACACAGUACCAUAAUUUUUUUGCUUGAUUGUUCCAGAGAGGAUCCACCAGUCAGGUCUUUCAGGCUAAAUAUGAUAUGCCUCCUUCUGGCUUGGACGAUGAUGACGACGAUGACAUAAUGAUAUAAAAACUCAUCCAGGAACUGUUGUACCAAGUUCAAUAGACAAGAACUAAGCUUUACACAACACUUCACUUUUAUUUGUUAAAAUUUAUAAAAGCUUUUAGAUCUCUGUGGCUGAGAAUGUAAUUACUUUCCAUUUAAGUCAUUCAAUUUAUUUAUUUUUGAAUAAAGCUUUAUUUGACAGGAUAAAUUUAGAUCUUAUUUCGAAAUUGGUUAUAUAUUUGCUUACAGUGUUUAAGAUCAAUGCUAAUUACCCUAGCUGGUAUUUAAAAUAUGUAUUUUCCAUAAUUGUUCAAAUCUCAGUCAAUUUGAGGCUGGAGAAAAUUAAAUUCAGCAAUUACAAAAAAAAAUAAUUUAUUACUUUUAUUCAUAGAAAAAGAAAAUAAAUUAUUCUGGUAAUUGUAGGAUACAAAGUACAAUGAACAAAAGACUAAAACAGCUAACUAUUUUGAAUUAGCGGGUAAUAAAUUAUAUAUACUUUCAAAACAUCUUUUGUUGUCUGGUAGCAAGUCUAUGAUACUAUUUCAGAGAUGAAAUACUGUAGUUCUUAUAAUUUUAUCAGUGUAUAGUAAAAAAUAGUUUUUUGUUUCUCAAAGGGAUGGAACUUUUAAAAUUAUUAUAUUAUAUAUUUAUGAACUAUUAAGGAGAUAAUACUUUGGAGUUUUUAUCAGUGUUUUGAAGGAAGUGACUAGCUGGUUAAUUAAUACUGUAUACAAAUAUAUAUUAGGAUACUACAUACAAUUCACAAUGGAAUUAUUGAAAGAUUUUAAAAUCUUUUGAGACAUGUCCAUUUGCUUAUUUCAAUAUUUUAAAAAGUUUUAUUCAAUAAAAUUUGUAUUUCACUUGCUUAUGAGGAUCAUGAAAUAGGUUUUUCCUCCAGUUGUAUAACCUACAAUUCUUAAAAUAAGAAUCUUAAUACAAACCCCCACAGCUUUUGUCAAUGUUAUUUAAAAAUUCAAUUCAUCUCUGUAAACAAAAAAAAGUGAAACAUAAUAUUGUACGGUAUACAAUUUAUAUCUUGAUCUUAAAUUAAGGCAUCUUUAAAAAUACCCCAUGUUAUUAGUUAUGAUCUAUUAACUUCUUCAAUGAACACAUUCUAUUGUGAUCUAUCUAAAAUAAAAAUAAUAAAAUAAUAAAGCAUUGUACCGGUACUUUUAAUAUAAGUAUAAAGUAUUUUAUUUUAGUUAGUUUAACUUUUGUGAUAAUGUUAACUUUUUCAAAAUGAUGAGCAAAAAAAUUGUUACACUAUUUAUUAAAACAAAAUUGAAUGUAAAUUUUCUGUUAUAUAUUAUUAUGUUAAACCAUUUAAAAAACAUUGUUUCAUUGACAAGUCUCUAUUAGUUUUGUAUGUUAAACCUAUACUAUAUAAUAAAGGGCUAUUUAUAUUUUAAAGUUAGAUUUAAAUUUCUUUCUUUUACCACCAGCUCAUUAACUUUGUGCACAACUAAAUAAGUUUUUAUGAAACUGAUGUAAAGGAUGUUAUAACAUCUAGGGCAGUCAUUAUUAAAUAGCUUAUUUAAUGGAUUUUUUUUCAAAAUUCUGCCAAUCUUUUCUCAAUUUUAUUUUUAAAUCCCACAAUAGAUGUUAAACAUUUGAAUAUUCAUAAUUUCCUGCGUUUAGCGUAAGCAAAAAUGCCAAAAUUCUACAUAAUUGUUUAAAAAUAAAGACUGGUCACGUCUAUUUUCUGACCACAACUGAAUGAAAAGACUAAUAAUAAUAAACUCAAGCCAAAAAAAACCCAACAAGAUGACCAUAUUAUUUAAUUAAUAACUGUUGUUGAAGCCUAAUUAGUCAAUCAAAUUUAAAUUUACUUCAGUUGUCAUUUCAGUGGUGAGAGAAAGUUGGUUGUGAUAUCAUGAGUUUCUUGUGCUUUUUCUAUUUGAAAGGGUUUGGUAAGCACUGAUUAUUAUGAAAUGGUUAUAAAUGGGGUUUACUACUACAGAUAUGUCUUUAGCUGAUAUAUAGUUAUUUUAACUAAAAUUGAAAACUAUGUAAAACAGUGGUUCUCAACCUUCCUAAUCCCGCGACCCUUAAAUACAGUUCCCUCAUGUUGUGGCGACUCCCAACCACAAUAUUAUUUUCGUUGCUACUUCAUAACUGCAGACAAUAUGUGUUUUCUGAUUGUCUUAGGCGAUGCCUGUGAAAGGGCCAUUCGACCCCCAAAGGAGUCGCGACACACAGGUUGAGAACCGCUGAUGUAAAAGAUCAAUCAGAUGUAACAUACUUUGUCUUUAGUAAGAAUGGAUUUUGCAAUUAAGUUUGAAUGCACAAACUGACUAUUGUGAAUGAACACAAAAUGUGCCAUAGUACUGUGUCCUAAGAUUAUGUUUGUGUUUUUCAAAUUUUUAAUCUAUGCAUUCUCAUGCUGGAGGAAAAAAUAAAACAAUUGCAUGGUUGAAUGAAUGGUUGCACAAUUUUUUGUUGUAGAACACUCAUCUUAGAUCUCAAAAAUAAGUAUAUAUAAAUAAAAUACAUUUUCUUU